CGGCAGCCGGGGCAGCCGGAUCGCGGCGGCGGCUGCUGCUGCUGCGCGCAGGGAGCGUGGAGCGGAGGGAUGUGGGGCUUUGGGGGAGGCAGGAUCUUCGGGAUCUUCUCUGCUCCCGUCCUGGUGGCCGUGGUCUGCUGCGCCCAGAGUGUGAACGAUCCCGGCAACAUGUCCUUCGUGAAAGAAACUGUGGAUAAAUUGUUGAAGGGCUACGACAUCCGCCUCCGGCCGGAUUUCGGAGGUCCGCCCGUCUGCGUGGGGAUGAACAUCGACAUCGCCAGCAUCGACAUGGUUUCCGAAGUCAACAUGGAUUACACUUUGACUAUGUAUUUUCAACAGUACUGGAGAGAUAAGAGGCUGGCUUAUGCUGGCAUACCUCUGAACCUCACGCUUGAUAACCGAGUGGCAGAUCAGCUUUGGGUGCCUGACACUUACUUCUUAAAUGACAAGAAAUCAUUUGUGCACGGCGUUACUGUGAAGAAUCGAAUGAUUCGCCUUCACCCGGACGGAACGGUGCUUUACGGCCUCAGAAUCACAACCACUGCAGCAUGUAUGAUGGACUUGAGAAGAUACCCAUUAGAUGAACAAAACUGUACUCUGGAAAUAGAAAGCUAUGGCUACACAACUGAUGACAUAGAGUUCUACUGGAGAGGUGGAGAUAAUGCAGUCACUGGCGUGGAGAGGAUUGAGCUUCCUCAGUUCUCUAUCGUGGAAUACAGACUGGUGUCAAAGAAUGUUGUCUUUGCCACAGGUGCCUAUCCAAGACUCUCAUUGAGCUUCAGGUUGAAAAGAAAUAUUGGCUACUUUAUUCUUCAAACCUAUAUGCCCUCCAUACUGAUUACUAUUUUAUCAUGGGUGUCAUUCUGGAUCAAUUAUGAUGCAUCAGCAGCAAGAGUUGCCCUUGGAAUUACAACUGUGCUGACUAUGACAACAAUCAACACUCACCUGCGAGAGACUUUGCCUAAAAUUCCAUAUGUUAAAGCCAUUGACAUGUAUCUCAUGGGCUGCUUUGUGUUUGUCUUCUUGGCCUUACUUGAAUACGCCUUUGUCAACUACAUUUUCUUUGGAAAAGGCCCUCAAAGGCAGAAGAAACUUGCAGAAAAAACAACAAAGGCUAACAACGAUCGCUCAAGGUUUGAAGGCAAUCGGGUGGACACCCAUGGAAACAUUUUGCUAACAUCUCUUGAAAUUCACAACGAGGUGGCAAGCAACGAGGUCACCACCAGCGUUACAGAAGCCCGAAAUUCAACUAUAUCUUUUGACAACUCAGGAAUCCAGUACAGAAAACAAAGCUCACAUCGUGAAAGCCUUGGAAGGCGUUCGUCAGAAAGACCGGGCUCACAUAGCAAGAGGGGCCAUUUACGAAGAAGGUCUUCGCAACUGAAAAUAAAAAUCCCCGAUUUAACAGAUGUGAAUGCCAUCGACAGAUGGUCAAGAAUGGUGUUUCCAUUCACAUUUUCUCUUUUCAACUUAAUUUACUGGCUAUACUAUGUUAACUGAGUGACUUAGUUUUUUUUAAAGGACUUCAACUAUAACAAGUGAAGUACUACUUGCCUGCAGAGUUUAUAUAUAUAUUUAUAUAUAUAUAUAUUUAUAUAUAAAAAAAUAUAUAUAUGAACUUUUACUAUGUAGACCAUACUCAUGUAUGUGUGAAUACAUGUAGCAAAGAACUGUGUGUACUUUAAAGCACAUACUGCAAAGCAAAAGUAUAUGUAUGCACACACACAUGAACACAUUCAUUCUGAGGUUAUGGACACUUUAACAUAGAAUGCACUUCAGAGGAACUUUUUCAAUCAAAAGGCAGGUGUCGUCAAAGCAGCAAGCCUUGAGAAAGUAAGUGUUGUAUAUUGUCAGUACAAAACUGAUUGUCAGAAAUUUUUGAACAGCUGUAAUCCUGUAUAAAGUCAGUAUUUAGUAACAUCCUUUGUAAAUGCUGCCAUACACGCUAAUCAUAAAGCAGUAGAGUUACACUCUUAAGUUUAAAAUAAGUUAUUUAUAUUGCAGAUCCAGCAACUACCAUUUCAUCAAGCCAAAUUUUUUUUUUCUUUGCUAAAAUUUCUUGGGUUUAUAUAUGUCAUAAUACACAUUUUCCCUGGGUGGGCAUAGUUUUUAAUGAUCUCUUGCUUUCUCUUCUGCAGUAGGCAAGCUGAUCAUGGGA
Pseudopodoces humilis (Tibetan ground-tit) is the source of this 2158-nucleotide messenger RNA. It is a transcript of the gene GABRB3, whose product is annotated as gamma-aminobutyric acid type A receptor subunit beta3. NCBI's taxonomy places the organism in Eukaryota, Metazoa, Chordata, Aves, Passeriformes, Paridae. Gene Ontology annotation, cellular component: membrane. The record is from RefSeq and is a predicted model, not a curated record. Gene Ontology annotation, biological process: monoatomic ion transmembrane transport. Gene Ontology annotation, molecular function: GABA-A receptor activity; extracellular ligand-gated monoatomic ion channel activity.